GCUCCCGCGGAGCUCCGGCCAAGGCGGGCGGGCGGCCCGCGGCGUCCCGGCCGUGUUUACAGCUGUUUCCCCCGGUGCCAUAACAACCGGCCGAGCCCGGCCCCGGGGCUGCCCCAGCCCCGCGCCCCCGGGCCGGCUCCGCGCCAGCGAUCCCGCGUAACGAGGGGGUGCGGGCGGUGGUCCCGAGCCGCACACGGGGCGUUUUCCCUCCGCCGCUGCCAGCGGGCUCCCGGCCCGGCUGCUGUCCGCCGAGAGCUGCGGGGGGGUGCGGGGCCGAGCGGGGUGAGCAGCGCGGAGCUGGGCUGAGCUGAGCAGUGCGGGGAGAUGCGGGACACAACAGGACUGUGCGGUGCGGGACCGAGAAGCGUGAGCAGUGUGGAACCGAGAUGAGCCGUGCGGGGCAACGCAGAGAGAUGCGGGGCACAGCGGGGCUGUGCGGUGCGGGGCACAGCAGGGUGGAGCAGGGUUCAGCUGAGCCGAGCUGUGCGGGGCAACGCAGAGAGAUGCGGGGCACGGCAGGGCUGUGCGGUGCGGGGCCGAACAGGGUGAGCAGCGUGGAGCUGAGCGGUGCGGGGCAAUGCAGAGACAUGCGGGAUACAGGGGGGCUGUGAGCACGGUGCGGGGCACGGCAGGGCUGUGUGGUGCGGAGUGGAGCAGCGUGGAGCUGAGCUGAGCCGUGCGGGGACAGGCGGGGCACGGUAGGGCUGUGACACGGUGCGGGGUCGUGGCAGGGCUGUGACACGAUGAGGGACACGGCAAGGCUGUGAACACGAUGCGGGACAUGGCAGUGCGGUGUGGUGCGGGGCCGAGCAGCGUGGAGCUGAGCUGAGCUGAGCCGAGCCGUGCGGGGACAGGCGGGACACGGCAGGGCUGUGACACGGUGCGGGGCACGGCAGUGCGGUGCGGUGCGGAGCACGGCAGGGCUGUGACACGAUGCGGAGCACGGCAGGGCUGUGACACCGUGCGGAUCAUAGCAGGGCUGUGAGCACGGUGCGGGGCCGAGCAGCGUGGAGCCGAGCCGAGCCGAGCCGAGCCGAGCCGUGCGGAGCGGGACGCGUUCCGCCCCAGAGGCCCCGCACACACCACACCGCUCCGGCCCCGCCGGGCUCCGCUCACGGCCGGGACCCCCGGCGGUGCCGCCCCGCGGCGGGGGCGGGCGCGGCGCUGCCCGUCCGGUUCCGGGUCGGCGGAAGAUGGCGGCGCCCAUGGAGCUGUUCUGCUGGGCCGGGGGCUGGGGGCUGCCCUCGGUGGAUCCCGACUGCCUGGCCGUGCUGACCUACGCGCGGUUCACGGGGGCGCCGCUGAAGGUGCACCGGGUCACCAGCCCCUGGAGGAGCCCCUCCGGGCACCUGCCCGCGCUGAGGACACGGGACGAGGGCACCAUCUCCAAACCUCAGCAGAUCAUCACCCACCUCAGGAAACAGAAAUACAACGCUGACUACGACCUGUCGGCCACGCAGAGUGCGGACACGCUGGCCUUCGUGUCCCUGCUGGAGGAGAAGCUGCUGCCAGUGCUGAUCCACACGUUCUGGGUGGAUGCCAAGAACUACGUGGAGCACACGCGGAAAUGGUACGCGGAGACCAUCCCCUUCCCCCUCAACUUCUUCCUGCCCAACGCCAUGCACAAGCGGCACCUGGAGCGGCUGCAGCUCAUCUGGGGGGACGACUACAUGGAGGAUGAGGAGAAGGUGGAGAAGGAGCUCUACCGGGAAGCCCGGGAAUGCCUGACACUCCUCUCCCAGCGCCUCGGCUCCCAGAAGUUUUUCUUUGGAGACUCGCCAGCCUCCCUGGACGCCUUAGUCUUCAGCCGCCUGGCGCCGCUCCUGAAGGCCAAGCUGCCCAACGGGAAACUGCAGCAGCACCUGAAGUCCCUGCAGAACCUGUGCAACUACUGCACCUCUAUCCUCAGCCUCUACUUCCCCUGGGACGGAGAUGACCCCCUGAGCGCUGCCCCUCGGGCUGCAGGCACGGACAGCAGCGAGGCAGAGGAGGACCCCCACAAACGGCGCAAGCAGCUGCUCUCGGUGCUGGUGGGGCUGGUGGCCAUGCUGGGCUACGCCUUCCUCAGCGGCAUCGUCUCCAUCCAGCGCGGCGGCGUGGGGCCGGCCGGCCGGCAGCCCAUCGCCCUGGAGGAGGAGGAGGAGGAGGAGGAGGAGUGAGGAAGAGCUGUGUGGCUGUUUCCCUCACAGCCCCUGGAACUGACUGUUUUUACUCUGGAAGCCUGGCAGCGUUGCUGCUCUGCUCGGUGUCCCACCGGGAGCCACAGUCCCUGCCACACCAAUAAACCUCCCUCUCUCCA
Passer domesticus (house sparrow) is the source of this 2299-nucleotide messenger RNA. RefSeq names its product metaxin 1 (gene MTX1). Bases 1194 to 2159 code for a protein of 321 amino acids. The transcript has 8 exons. Gene Ontology annotation, biological process: mitochondrion organization. Lineage: Eukaryota; Metazoa; Chordata; Aves; Passeriformes; Passeridae. The record is from RefSeq and is a predicted model, not a curated record. Gene Ontology annotation, cellular component: cytoplasm; SAM complex.